Messenger RNA from Micromonas commoda, 1641 nucleotides. RefSeq names its product ATP-binding cassette superfamily. NCBI's taxonomy places the organism in Eukaryota, Viridiplantae, Chlorophyta, Mamiellophyceae, Mamiellales, Mamiellaceae. Gene Ontology annotation, cellular component: membrane. The annotation marks the transcript as partial. Gene Ontology annotation, molecular function: ATP binding; ATP hydrolysis activity; ABC-type transporter activity. The record is from RefSeq and is a predicted model, not a curated record. The transcript has a single exon.
AAGGGCAUCCGCGUCACCGUCCGCAACCUGACCUACACCGUCCAGUCGUUCCGCGAUAAGAAGGAGACGGCGGUUCUACUGAGCGACGUCUCGGGGAUGUUCAAUCCGGGGGAGAUGACGGCGCUGCUCGGUCCGUCGGGCAGUGGGAAGACGACGUUCUUGGACCUCGUCUCGGGCCGCAAGACGGUUGGCGAGAUUGACGGAGCCAUCCACUUCGGCGGCAAGGCCCCAACCACGCGGUUCCUCCGCAGGCACACGGGCUACGUCGAGCAGUUCGACACCCUCAUCUCCGCGUUGACCGUGCACGAGAUGCUCAUGUACACCGCCGAGCUCAAGCGACCCCUCGAGGAGAGCGCCGAGUCGAAGGAAGCCGCCUGCGAGAAACUGCUCCACGACCUCGGCCUCGCGGGAGCCAGGGACGUCCUCGUCGGUUCCGAGAUGGUCAAGGGAAUCUCCGGCGGGCAGGCCAAGCGACUGAACAUCGCCAUCGCGCUCAUCACCGACCCGAGCGUCCUGUUCCUCGACGAGCCCACGUCGGGGUUGGACUCGUUCACCGCCAACGAGGUCAUGUCCGUCGUCAAGACGCUCAACACCGACGACGUGACCAUCAUCGCGACGAUCCACUCGCCCACCGCCUACGCCUUUUCCCUCUUCGACUCCGCCAUGAUUUUAUGCAGCGGAAAGCAGGUGUACUUCGGCCCGAACGGCCCUGAACUCGUGACGUACGCCCUGGACGCGCUGCCCGGGGUGGAGAAGAAGUCGCCGGGUAACAGCGACAUCGAGUGGCUCAUCGACGUCUUCACCCGAGCGGAUAGGGACGGAAUCGCGGAUAAUUUCGCCGAGGUGUACAAACACUCGGACCUGAAGGCCCGCAUGGACGCGGCGCUCGACGACGUGGACAAGAUCGCCGCGAACCCGGAUACGGAGGCGUCGAGGAAGCUGCAGGUGGACUCGUCCACGACCGUUCCCUUCGCUCACGCGUUGUGGACGAUGAUGAAGUUCCGAACUCGCAAAAACUACAAAGACGGAGAAUACCUCGGCCCGCGUCUGGGCGAGAAGGUCUUCCUCUCGUUCCUCAUCUUCACGCUGUACUGGGGCAUCGGCGACGACCACAAUCCCGACAACGUCGUCAACGUCUCCUCGGCGUUGUUCAUGUGGACCACGCUGCCCGCGUUUGGAGCCGCCGCGUACGUGCCGCAGAUUGUCAUGGAGCGCCGGCUGUUCAUGCGAGAACGAGCGGAUGGGCUGUACCGGCCGAUGGCCUACCUGGUGUUCAAGAUGCUGGACGAGAUGUUCUUACUGCUGCCGGUCACGUUGGUGCUCGGCGCGGUGGUGUUUUACGCCAUGAGCCUCAGCGGAUCCUUCGUCCUCUUCUGGCUCGUGUACUACUUCACCCUCGGAAACGGCGUGGUGCUGGCGUACCUGGUGUCGGCGGUGUCUCCCAACAUGGAAGCCGCCAACGCCAUUCUGCCCACCUACGUCGUCACCCUCCUCUUCUUCGCCGGGUGGCUCAUCAGACGGGACGAUAUCCCGGCGUACUGGUCGUGGUACUACUACAUCGAUUUAAUGCGCUAUUCGUUCGGUAGUCUCAUGAUCAACCAGUGGGAGGACAACGACCCAGAUUGGGCGGGUGGUCAGACG